CUCGGAGGGAGGGGCGCGCAGCCCAGGAACAGCCGCGGAGCGUCCGCCGGUUCGAAUCCGCCGCUGUUCACACGCCGGGAGCGGCUGCGAGGGAGUGGAUUUGGAGCUGUCCAGGGGGUUGCGGCGGCCUUUGCAACGGCCUCGGCUUCUCCAAGGCGAGGAAUCAAAGCCGUGUUUAUUUCUUGCGGUUUCCCCCCGUCUUGGAUUUGAAUUUUUUGUGUGCGUGCGCUUCCUUCUUGCAAUUGCAUGGAAAGCGGAAGGAGCCGCCCGAGAGAGAGAAAAUUGGAAUUUUGCAGGCAGUUUGGUGGUUGGGGAGAGGGCCAGGAAGGAACAAAAGCCAGCGGAGGGAAAAUAAAAGGGAGCUCCUACGCCUACCCUCGCCUUGCAAGCCGGAGGACAACGGGAUCGGGGCCGCUGCCGGCUGUUUCCAAUGAUUGCUUCCAGAAUCCUGGUGCCAUGGCUGUUCUAGAUGCCUCAACUGCAGGCUUGCCCCACCAACCGGCCAAGCGACAGGGCUGCUGAGUCCAUCUGCUGCGUGGAUUGUGGUUUCCAUCAUGCACAGACUUUUGCAGGCUUGAAACCGACUGGGGAAGAAGACUCUUCUCCGACCGUCUGACUGCCUCGCCACGUGCCAUCAAGUUGGUACCCCCAUUUUCUCCUGAGACGAGCCCAGCCAGCCAAUCAAAAUAGAGUCCCUCAAGGUGAAAGUUGACUUCCUGAAGGUGCCCCUUGGCCUGAAGAAGCCCACUCUGAAGGAGGCAGCGGCUGCCUUGGCAGCCGUCCCAGGAACCGGGAGACCCAAAUCUGUCAACGUGGACCGCUACAAGGCUCGGCGUUCUGACAACAUGGACAACGAGUCGCAGUACUCGGGGUAUUCCUACAAGUCAGGUCACUCGCGCAGCUCCCGGAAGCACAGAGAUCGGCGGGAGCGACACCGGUCCAAAAGUCGAGAUGGGAGCCGAGGGGACAAGUCAGUGACCAUCCAGGCCCCUGGGGAGCCUCUGCUGGACAACGAGUCGACCCGAGGAGAUGAAAGGGAUGACAAUUGGGGAGAGACCACCACAGUGGUAACAGGCACGUCGGAACACAGCAUUUCCCACGAUGACAUCACACGUAUCACAAAGGACAUGGAGGACAGCGCCCACUUGGAUUGCUCGCGCCACCUGGGGGUCUCGCUGGGUGGGGCCUUGGCCCUCCUCUCCUUCCUCACUCCUUUGGCCUUCAUGCUUCUGCCCCAGCUUCUGUGGGGAGAGAAACUGGAGCCCUGCGGGACACCUUGCGAAGGGCUCUUCAUCUCUGUGGCCUUCAAGCUCCUUAUUCUUCUCUUGGGCAGCUGGGCCCUCUUUUUUCGCCGCCCCAAGGCCUUCUUCCCGCGCAUCUUUGUCUUCCGGGCCUUGCUCAUGGUGCUGGUUUUCCUCCUUGUGGUCUCGUACUGGCUCUUCUACGGGGUCCGCAUCCUGGACUCGCGUGACACUAACUACCAGGGCAUCGUGCAGUACGCUGUCUCCCUUGUGGACGCCCUCCUCUUUGUCCACUACCUGGCUGUGGUUCUUCUCGAGCUGCGGCAGCUCCAGCCCCACUUCACCCUUAAGGUGGUGCGCUCUACUGACGGGGCCAGCCGGUUUUAUAACGUUGGCCAUCUCAGCAUCCAGCGAGUUGCAGUGUGGAUCCUUGAAAAUUACUAUCACGACUUCCCGGUUUACAACCCUGCCCUCCUUAACCUGCCAAAGUCAGUUCUGUCCAAGAAAAUGUCCGGGUUUAAGGUGUACUCGCUUGGUGAAGAAAACACAACCAAUAACUCUACGAGCCAGUCGCGGGCUGUCAUCGCCGCAGCCGCCCGCAGGCGGGACAACAGCCACAACGAGUAUUACUACGAGGAGGUGGAACACGGGCCUUGGGGGGGGCUGGUGGUGGCAGUGGAAGAGGCCUUCACGCACAUCAAACGGCUCCAAGAAGAGGAUCAGAAAAACCCGCGAGAGAUCAUGGACCCCCGAGAGGCGGCACAGGCUAUCUUUGCCUCCAUGGCCCGGGCCAUGCAGAAAUACUUGCGUACCACCAAGCAGCAGCCCUACCACACGAUGGAGAGCAUCUUGCAGCACUUGGAGUUCUGCAUCACCCAUGACAUGACGCCCAAGGCAUUCCUCGAACGUUACCUGAGUGCCGGGCCUACCAUCCAGUACCACAAAGAUCGCUGGCUUGCCAAGCAGUGGACUCUGGUCAGUGAGGAGCCAGUGACCAACGGCCUGAAGGAUGGGGUAGUCUUUGUCCUCAAGCGCCACGACUUCAGCCUGGUGGUGAGCACCAAAAAGAUCCCCUUCUUCAAACUCUCGGAGGAGUUUGUGGACCCCAAAUCGCACAAGUUCGUGAUGCGGCUUCAGUCAGAGACCUCGGUGUGAAACUGAAACCGGGGCGAGGGGCUUGAAGGCCUAAGAGUGACCUUCUGUGACAGGGGGAGCGGCCCUGCGCGCAACAUCUUUGUCUUUUGCUCUUGCUGGGAUUUAGAAGAGGCCAUCCGGUUGGCCGAAAGCCUUCCUGGUGUAGGCGUUGACAUCUGCUAUGCAUCUUCUGAUGCCAGCCUCAACCACUCAGUUUCUUCUCCCUCCAGAUUUUCCCUCCACACAUUCUUCAUGGGUGCCGAUUGAGGGGAGGAGUCAGGAGGCGGAGGGUGACCUCUUUCUUCUUCUCCCAGGUCCCGGUUGUGCUUGUAGCAAACCCCAGAAGGUGCACAGAUGCGAAGGAUGACAUAAUUUCUCCCCUCUCCUCCCCCCCCCCAAUGGACAAAACUGAAAAGUGCGGUGCCAAAUUUUAAGGGCUAAUUCCGUUCACUGUCUUCACCAGCAACUUCGAACGCGGUUGGGUCUGAGGAGCUUUCUUGAAUGUGUGUGUGGGUUUUUUUUUAAAAAAAAGUAAAAAACAGCAACCAACUAACCUCACAGCUCUGGCCUUCGAAACGUCACCUGAUUCUGUUGCUGGGAUCUCUCAGUCUCUGAGCUGUGACUUGACUUGCACAAGACUUGGCAGAACGUUGUGGAGGAAAAGACCUCCCAAGCCAGGUAGCCGUGGCUGCUAUUUUUCAUCUUCCAUUCCCUAUGGAGGCCCAUGGAUGGUGAACCCGGCUGGCCCCUCUUGGUUGUUUGCAAUUCUGGUACAGAAACAACAUCCCGUUUCAUGUUCUCCUGCGUCUUUUUUUUAGGUCAACUUUUUUCAAAACGAAAUAAAAGACACGUUGGGGGUGGUUUUUGGUAAUGUUUGAAAACGGUGAGGUGUUUUUUUUGUUUUUCUAAAAAAAUGAUGCUGAUCGCUGUGCUUUUUAAAGAAAUCCUGUGUGUUGUAAAUAAUUGACUUCCGUUAGGAUCAUAGUUGUGUGCGCCUCUCCUUGAGUUCCCUGUGGCGAGUGCCUCGUUCACUCAGAGGCGGUUGUGUGUCCGAAGACCCUCGGUGUGAGACCUUGGAGUGGGGUAUAGUAUCUCAACCUUCCCUGUUCGUUCUAGUCCAAAAUUGAAUUGAUAUUACACUCUUUAACUUUCAGUGCAAUAGAACAGUGGUCCUUGGGCUGUGAAAUGGGGCCCAUGGAGUCCCAGACCCCCCCCCCCCAGCUGUGUCCCCAAACCCUGCCAUUCUCUUGCUCUCAUUUAGAAGGACCUGCUGCUAGUGCAUUCACAGAGAGAGGGGACUGUGCACCUUUGCACACACACAAAGAAUAGGAACAGAGUGGCAAAGUGGCUUUGACCUUUGGCUGGUUCCUCACUGUGAUACUCUUGCUAGUGUUUGUCUUUUGUGUUCUGUUCUCUUAGCGUCUCUCUAGGUCUGUAGCCUUUAGUCACAGUCUUAACAUGGGUGAGGUAAUAACUGCUUCCCCUUCUUCCUGUCAUGCCUUUGGCAUCACAUGACUUCCUGUCAUAUGAUUGCAACUCAGUGGGGUCCCAGGCGUGGAAAGGUUGAACAUCACUGCACAAGAGGGGAUUGUCAACAUAGAAAUGCCAGAUGACGGAAUGAUCUCAUUCUCUGCCUGUAGCUGAAUCAUGACUGUUGUCAAUUUUUUAAUUAGAAGCUCAGGCACUCUAGCACCGUG
Messenger RNA from Sphaerodactylus townsendi, 4072 nucleotides. It is a transcript of the gene VANGL2, whose product is annotated as VANGL planar cell polarity protein 2. The transcript has 9 exons. The coding region runs from base 846 to 2396 and encodes 516 amino acids. Gene Ontology annotation, cellular component: plasma membrane. The record is from RefSeq and is a predicted model, not a curated record. NCBI's taxonomy places the organism in Eukaryota, Metazoa, Chordata, Lepidosauria, Squamata, Sphaerodactylidae. Gene Ontology annotation, biological process: establishment of planar polarity; Wnt signaling pathway, planar cell polarity pathway; multicellular organism development.